AUGAAGUCUGCUGUUUCUCUUGUACUUGCUUUGACGGCUUUGGCUAGUCAGAGCUCUGCCCAUUAUAUCUUCGAGCAAUUUACGCAUGGAGGGACUCUCUAUCCUGUCUAUCAGUACAUCCGACCAAACACGAAUAUGAACUCGCCUGUUAUUGAUUUGACAUCGACUGAUACGCGAUGUAAUGUUGGCGCAAACGGGUCUGCUACCGAUACCAUUACAGUGGCAGCUGGAGAUGCGUUUAGUUUCACUUCGGACGUUGCUGUGUACCAUGACGGGCCUCUGUCAAUCUAUAUGGCCAAAGCUCCUGCUGCUGCAAAAGACUUUGAUGGAUCCGGUCAGGUCUGGUUCAAGAUUCUCGAUAUAGGUCCUACCUUUGACUCGAGCGGAACUGCGACAUGGAACCUUGCCCAAACAUACACAUACAACAUCCCCACCGCCCUUCCAAGCGGUGACUACAUCCUGCGUAUCCAACAGCUCGCCAUCCAUAACCCGUACCCGGCCGGCAUUCCGCAAUUCUACAUCGAGUGCGCGCAGAUCACCGUGACAGGUGGAGGAACAGGGAUACCGAGCCCGCUUGUCUCGAUUCCCGGGUGGAUCGAUGGCACGGAACCGGGGUAUGUGGUUAAUAUCUAUAACGACUUCCAUAACUAUACUGUCCCGGGACCUGCUGUGUGGGCAGGUCAAAAUGCAUGA
Lachnellula hyalina is the source of this 693-nucleotide messenger RNA. Its product is annotated as putative endo-beta-1,4-glucanase D. The transcript is spliced from 6 exons. The record is from RefSeq and is a predicted model, not a curated record. Lineage: Eukaryota; Fungi; Ascomycota; Leotiomycetes; Helotiales; Lachnaceae. Bases 1 to 693 code for a protein of 230 amino acids.